AUGACCUUCGACCUUUGGUUCACCUUCCGGUGUCGUGGUCAUUAUUGGGUUAUACCUGUCAAAGGAUACAGAUUAAGAUCAGCAAAGAGAAAAGUCCAGGAGAAACUAGAUGUGAGCUUCCAGUGGAGUCAUAUAGACAGCACUAAAUUCUGCCAGCACCAUUUUGUAACAACACAUGUGAAUUUCAAUGGGGAGCAUGUCGGUGGAGCUCCUCAUGCUGUCAUACCAGAAGUGGAAUUCCCUGAUCAAUUCUUUACAGUUCUAACCAUGGACCGUGAAUUGGUGACAUUCAGGGAUGUGGUCAUCAGCUUCUCUCAGGAGGAAUGGGAGUAUCUGGAUUCUGCUCAGAGGGACUUGUACUGGGACGUGAUGAUGGAAAAUUACAGCAACUUGGUCUCACUGGACUUGGAAUCCAAGUAUGACAAAAAGACUUUAUCUACAGAGAAGGACAUUAUUGAAAAAAAUGAUUCUCAGUGGGAAGUAAUAGAAAGUAGUAAAUUAGUUGGCCUUGCGAACUCCAUUGUCAGAAAUGAUUGGCAAAGCAAAAGGAAGACUGAAGUGCAAAGACCUGAAGUGGGAUAUUUCAGUCAAAUGAAAAUCAUCUCUGAAAAAGUACCCAAUUACAAAAAUCAUAAAUCUCUUACAUUACAACAAAGAAUUCAUGAUAGUGAGAAGCCCUGUAAGGAAUAUGGGAAGGUCCUUAGUUGUGACUUAAACUUUGAUGAAUAUGAGAAAAUAUAUACUGAGAAAACCUCUGAACAUAGUAGAUAUUGGAAAACCUUUGGAGUAGAUGACCCAUAUACCCUACAACUGAAUAUUCAUACUGGUGUGAAACCUUGUAAAUGUAUGGAAUGUGGGAAUGCAUUUAGUUUUUAUGAAGACCAUAGUGUACACUGUGAUGAUCAGAAGUGCUAUAAAUGUAAGCAAUAUGGAAGGACUUUUAGAAGAAUUGAAAAAAUCACUGCACUUCAAAGAAUUCAUGAUGGUGAGAAACCUUAUGAAUGCACUUUCUGUAGGAAAUCGUUUAGAGUGCAUGCACAACUUACUAGACAUCAGAAAAUCCAUACUGAUGAGAAACCUUACAAAUGUAUGGAAUGUGGCAAGGACUUUAGAUUUCAUUCACAACUAACUGAACAUCAGAGAAUUCAUACUGGUGAGAAACCAUACAAAUGUAUACAAUGUGAGAAGGUCUUUAGAAUUCGUUCACAGCUUAUUGAACAUCAGAGAAUUCAUACUGGUGAGAAACCUUAUGCAUGUAAAGAAUGUGGGAAGACUUUUGGAGUCUGUCGGGAACUUGCUCGACAUCAGAGAAUUCAUAGUGGUAAGAAACCCUAUGAAUGCAAAGCAUGUGGAAAGGUCUUUAGAAACAGUUCAUCCCUGACUAGACAUCAGAGAAUUCAUACUGGUGAGAAACCAUAUAAAUGUAAGGAAUGUGGGAAAGCUUUUGGAGUAGGUAGUGAACUUACUCGACAUCAGAGAAUUCACAGUGGUCAGAAACCUUAUGAAUGUAAAGUGUGUGGAAAGUUCUUUAGACUUACUUCAGCCCUUAUUCAACAUCAGAGAAUUCAUAGUGGUGAGAAACCUUAUGAAUGUAAGGUAUGUGGGAAGGCCUUUAGACAUAGUUCGGCCCUUACUGAACAUCAGAGAAUUCAUACUGGAGAGAAACCUUAUGAAUGCAAGGCAUGUGGGAAGGCCUUUAGACAUAGUUCAUCCUUUACAAAACAUCAGAGAAUUCAUAAUAGUAAGAAACCCUGUGAAUGUAAGGAAUGUGGGAAUGCCUUCAAUGCCAACUCUGCAUUAACUGAACACUUUAAAAAUGCCCAUCUUUCACACUAUUAUGCACAACAGCUAGCAGCACCAUCCUCCCUUCUUGCCAGUAAGCAUCUGCAGAGGCCUUGUGUAUGCACAGCCUAA
Molecule: messenger RNA, 1914 nt
Organism: Lipotes vexillifer (Yangtze River dolphin)
Lineage: Eukaryota; Metazoa; Chordata; Mammalia; Artiodactyla; Lipotidae
Product: zinc finger protein 529
Exons: 6
Coding region: 1-1914 (637 amino acids)
Biological process (GO): regulation of DNA-templated transcription
Molecular function (GO): DNA-binding transcription factor activity, RNA polymerase II-specific; RNA polymerase II cis-regulatory region sequence-specific DNA binding
Source: RefSeq, a predicted model, not a curated record